GUCCCCGUGGGGAGGGAAGUCCAGUCGUCCUCUGGGGAGGGUGUUUCCUAAUGGGCACAUCUUUGUCUCUGCAGCGCAGCCUCCAUUCACCAUGUGUUUCCGCGUGAAGUUUUACCCUGCAGAUCCUGCUGCGCUGAAAGAAGAAAUAACCAGGUAUUUAGUCUUCCUACAGAUCAAAAGGGAUCUCUACCAUGGCCGUCUCCUCUGUAAAACAUCAGAUGCUGCCUUGUUAGCAGCUUAUAUCCUUCAAGCGGAGAUUGGGGAUUAUGACCCAGGGAAACACCCUGAAGGCUACAGCUCCAAGUUCCAGUUUUUCCCGAAACAUUCAGAGAAGCUGGAAAGGAAAAUUGCUGAGAUUCACAAGACAGAACUCAGUGGUCAAACACCAGCAACAUCAGAGCUGAACUUUUUAAGAAAAGCACAGACAUUGGAGACGUACGGAGUGGACCCUCACCCAUGUAAGGAUGUGUCAGGAAAUGCUGCAUUUCUGGCCUUCACUCCUUUUGGGUUUGUCGUUCUGCAAGGAAACAAGAGGGUCCACUUCAUUAAAUGGAAUGAGGUGACCAAGCUGAAAUUUGAAGGAAAGACUUUCUAUUUAUACGAAAAGAAAAUUAUUCUCACAUAUUUUGCUCCAACUCCAGAAGCAUGCAAGCACCUUUGGAAAUGUGGAAUCGAGAACCAAGCCUUCUACAAGCUGGAGAAGUCAAGCCAAGUCCGCACAGUGUCCAGCAGCAAUUUAUUCUUUAAAGGGAGCCGGUUUCGAUACAGUGGCCGAGUUGCAAAGGAAGUAAUGGAGUCGAGUGCAAAGAUCAAACGGGAGCCACCAGAAAUACACAGAGCAGGGAUGGUUCCCAGCCGCAGCUGUCCCUCCAUAACCCAUGGCCCAAGGCUGAGCAGUGUCCCUAGGACCCGGAGAAGAGCUGUUCACAUCUCCAUCAUGGAAGGCCUCGAGUCCCUCCGGGACAGUGCCCAUUCCACGCCAGUGCGUUCCUCCUCCCACGGGGACACCUUCCUGCCUCAUGUGAGAAGCAGCCGGGCAGAUAGCAAUGAGCGAGUCGCCGUGAUUGCAGAUGAAGCCUACAGUCCUGCAGACAGUGUGCUGCCCACCCCUGUGGCUGAGCACAGCCUGGAGCUGAUGUUGCUUUCCCGGCAGAUCAAUGGGGCCACCUGCAGCAUCGAAGAAGAGAAGGAGUCUGAAGCCAGCACUCCAACAGCUACAGAGGUGGAGGCCCUUGGGGGAGAGCUGAGGGCCCUGUGUCAGGGGCACGGCAGGCCAGAGGAGGAACAGGUGAAUAAGUUUGUUUUAAGUGUCCUCCGUUUGCUCCUUGUGACCAUGGGACUCCUCUUUGUUUUGCUCCUCCUCCUGAUCAUCCUUACCGAGUCUGACCUUGACAUUGCCUUUUUCCGCGAUAUCCGCCAGACCCCCGAGUUUGAACAAUUCCACUAUCAAUACUUUUGUCCCCUCAGGCGAUGGUUUGCCUGCAAAAUCCGCUCAGUGGUGAGCCUGCUCAUUGACACCUGAGAAGGCAUGACUCCUCCCAAUAACUAGCCAGGUGGACCAAGGAGCCCGGCUACCCAUUCCCAGCAAUGGGACCCAUCGCGGAACCAUCGGCACAUGUACCAAGUCCUCCUCUCAUGACUCAAAGUCCACAGCCUAGGAGGGUCAUUUCCCAGAAGAAAAAGAGGAUAGGCUCAUGCCCUAUCUAAAACUGGGAAAACUCAUU
Molecule: messenger RNA, 1724 nt
Organism: Panthera uncia (snow leopard)
Lineage: Eukaryota; Metazoa; Chordata; Mammalia; Carnivora; Felidae
Gene: FRMD5
Product: FERM domain containing 5
Exons: 11
Coding region: 92-1522 (476 amino acids)
Cellular component (GO): cytoskeleton
Source: RefSeq, a predicted model, not a curated record